This is a messenger RNA of Aspergillus nidulans FGSC A4, 3420 nucleotides long. RefSeq names its product putative DNA damage repair protein Mus42. The transcript is spliced from 3 exons. Lineage: Eukaryota; Fungi; Ascomycota; Eurotiomycetes; Eurotiales; Aspergillaceae. The record is from RefSeq and is a predicted model, not a curated record. Gene Ontology annotation, molecular function: damaged DNA binding; DNA-directed DNA polymerase activity; magnesium ion binding. Bases 1 to 3420 code for a protein of 1139 amino acids. Gene Ontology annotation, cellular component: nucleus. Gene Ontology annotation, biological process: error-prone translesion synthesis; error-free translesion synthesis; DNA repair.
AUGGGCUCUCGGUUAGACGCAACUUCGAGCGCAGUGCGCAAACGAAUUCAAAGCCACGCAUUUGACGAUGAAGAAGGCGAAGAAUAUGAAGCCUCAAAGUUUGGUGGGUUCAGCGACUAUAUGCGCCGCAAGAAGACCAAACUUCAGAAUCUCGACAAUGAUAUUCGAUCCUCCGCCGCGGCCGAUAACUGUCCUCAGAUAUUCCGUUCUGUUGUAGCAUGCGUGAACGGCUACACUCAACCAUCGCUGCAAGACCUUCACAAACUCAUCGUGCGCCAUGGUGGGGGCUUUCUUCAGUAUCUCGAUGGCAAGACCUCCGCAACCCAUAUAAUCGCGAGCUCGCUCACUCCCAAGAAGAGGGAGGAAUUUCGGCGGUACCGCGUUGUCAAGCCGGCCUGGGUUGUGGAUAGUGUCAACGCUGGACGCCUACUUCCUUGGGAUCUGUAUCGAGUUUUGGACGAGGGUCAGGGACAGAAAGUUCUCAAUUUUGAAGGUGGUCGGAUUGUCAGCCAAGCGAACAGCCACCGGACCAAUUAUAAAGAUGAAAGCCGAGCAAGUCGGUAUACAUCACAGUGGCCAUCCGAGCGGGCGACAAACGACAGGUCCCCUGAUCCUCCUGAGACGCCCGCGAGUAAGCAGUCGAACGAUGCGACACAAUCAGACUAUGGUGACUUUCCCAGCUUCUCCUCCUUGGAUCAACCGGCUCAGUCCGCUACCUCACCCAGCUCCCCUCCACCUCAUGGGCAGGGAGAUCGCCUAGGGGAGCCAGUCAUCACUCCCGGUGAGCCUGCAGAAAACCAACGCACCGACAUGGGCACGACGCUGAGCCCGCAACAGCCAGACCCACGAAUGAGAAAUUCCAGCGUGGUGAACCCAGACUUUCUACAGCAGUAUUACAAAGAAUCUCGACUACACCACCUUUCGACAUGGAAGGCGGAAUUGAAAGCACAACUUCAGUCAAAGGCGCAAGAAAAAGCACGCUCGCAACGACGAAAGAAGCUCGUCCCUGGAGCCCGGAGAUACAUCAUGCAUGUUGAUUUUGACUGCUUCUUUGCCGCUGUCUCCACAUUAAAGCACCCAGAACUUGAAGGGAAGCCUGUUGCCAUUGCACACGGAACCGGCACAGGCUCCGAGAUCGCGAGUUGCAACUACGUUGCCCGUGCAUCUGGCGUAAAGAAUGGCAUGUGGAUGAAAGGUGCCCUACAGGCAUGCCCAGAUUUGCGCGUCUUGCCCUAUGAUUUUCCGGCCUACGAGGAGGCGAGCCGGAAGUUUUAUCGUGCAAUUCUCGGCAUUGAUGGCUUGGUUCAGAGCGUUAGCAUUGAUGAAGCGCUUGUGGACAUUACAACUAUAUGCCUUGAGGCAGGAGGGUCGGAGGGCAAGGGCGUAUCUGAAGGCUCGAUUUACAGAGAACAAGCUAAGGCUGACGAGGUAGCGGAACAGUUACGGGCCGCCAUAAAAAGAGAAACAGGCUGUGCAGUUUCUGUCGGAAUAGGGGGUAACAUCUUGCAGGCAAAAGUUGCCCUACGAAAAGCAAAACCAGCCGGCCAGUUCCAGCUGAAGCCUGAUGCUGUUCUCGAUUUCAUUGGAGAACUUCCUGUACAGAACCUUCCAGGUGUGGGCUACAGUCUUAGCGCAAAGUUGGAAGACCUUGGCGUGAAAAUCGUCAAAGACAUCAGAGACCUCUCACGUGAGAAGCUUUCGUCCAGCUUGGGACCUAAGACGGGAGCAAAACUCGCGGAUUACGCGCGUGGUAUCGAUCGGACUGAAGUUGGAAACGAAGUCACACGGAAGUCAGUCUCUGCUGAGGUUAACUGGGGCAUUCGUUUUGUCACUCAAGAUCAAGCGGAAGAUUUCAUGCGGUCCCUGUGCGAGGAGCUACACCGAAGACUCGUCGAGAAUCUAAUGAAGGGCCAGCAGCUCACACUCAAGGUCAUGCGAAGGGCUCUCGAUGCCCCGUUGGAAGCCGUCAAACAUCUGGGUCAUGGGAAAUGCGAUGUUUUCAACAAGAGCGUCAUUCUUGGGAUAGCCACGAACGCAGCAGAUGUUCUUGGAAAAGAGGCCAUUGCUAUGCUUCGAAGCCUCGCUAUCUCCCCUGGUGAUUUAAGGGGGUUGGGCGUUCAAAUGACCAAGCUCGAGCCGCUAAAGUCGACAUCCGAGAAAUCUGAUGGCAGUCAGCAACAGUUGGCUUUCAAGGCAUCCACAGCGCCUAAGCGUGCACAACCUAUUGAUGAUCCAGACCUACUGGACAGCCCUCGCAAAGGUGAAUCGGAGUCAAUACGGCAUGGUCCGCAACUAAACGACACCACACAGAAAUUGCUCAAUACAUCUGGAACCCAGUUCAUUAUGCCCUCCCAGCCGGACCCUGCAGUCGUUGCUGAGCUCCCAGAUGACAUCCGAUCCAAGCUCGUUGCGCAAGGUAAACCACGAACCACGUCUCGCGCUGGGUCACCAAUGGGUCCAGGCCCUGCCGUUCGCCAGCAGCCCGCGCCGGCUCUGCCUCCGCAGUCCCAAUUAGAUCCGGAAACCCUAGCGGAGCUGCCAGAAGAUGUCCUCGCCGAGGUACUAGGCUAUUACAACCAGCCGUCUGUCAAUAACACCGGCUCGACAAAGCCACAAACAGAGUCAUCACCGCAACCCAGACCCUCUGGAUCGACUCUCAAACUACGCAAACCAACAACCCCACCGAAGAAACGCCGUGGCCGCCCUCCUCUCAAACCAUCCCAACCCUCAACUCUAACUCAAGCAAAAUUCGCAUUUCCCAAGUCAGAUACCCGUCCCUGCCGCCUCUCGCCAUUCCAAGACCAUGAACUUACUUCAGACCCCGAAAUUUCCGCCGACUUCCUUGCUGCCCUUCCAGAAGAUAUACGCUGCGAAGUCCUCGAAGAGCAAAAGCAGAAGCGCUCCCGAUUACUUCACCAACGAACCGCAUCCACAACCGCACCCAGAACGGUUCCAGCAGACCGAGGCCAUUCUCAACAUCAAGAAAAACACAUCAACCUUCCAAACCUCCCGCCGAGACCUACAUUCACCUCCAAGCGCCUCUCUAACCCCUCCGACCUACGUGACGAAGCAACAGCUUGGCACGCCACAUUUGCUCAAGAAGGGCCGUUCCGCGAAGAUGUUACCGCUCUUGCGAUUUACUUGAAGCGCGUUGUUGCUGAAGAACGGGAUGUCGAGAAGGCGGUCUCUCUGGUGAAAUGGCUUGUCUGGUUGGUCGAGGAUGACAGAGCAAAUGGAGGUGCCAACGAUAGGGCGUCAAUAGGUGCCAGUUCGACUGUGGGUACUGGUAAGGAAUCUCAGGAAGGUGUGCCAGGAACUCAGUGUGCGAUAUCCUGGGAUGAGGCAUUGAAGUGUCUUAAGGAUGGUGUUCUGGAGGGAUUAGAGGAAAGGGGCAUGCCUGCUGUGGAUUUUCUUGAUUGA